Molecule: messenger RNA, 1293 nt
Organism: Sphenostylis stenocarpa
Lineage: Eukaryota; Viridiplantae; Streptophyta; Magnoliopsida; Fabales; Fabaceae
Source: the annotation of a GenBank genome assembly
AUGGCAAAUAAACUGAAAGUGAGGCAAGGAGAACCAACUCUGGUGCCACCUGCAGAAGAAACGAAAAAGGGUCUCUACUUCCUUUCAAACCUUGACCAGAACAUAGCACAUCAAGUUCGCACAGUUUACUUUUAUAAGUCUGCAUGUAGAGGCAACGAGGAUGCAGCACAAGUCAUCAAGGAUUCUUUGUCCAAGGUUCUUGUUCACUAUUACCCUAUGGCUGGCAGGUUAGUCAUCAGUUCCGAAGGGAAACUUAUUGUGGAUUGCACAGGUGAGGGUGCUGUGUUUGUUGAGGCUGAAGCAAACUGUGUGGUAGAGGACUUGGGGGAUUUGACAGAGACUGACCUUGAAACUCUUGGGAAAGUGGUUUAUGAUAUCCCUGGUGCAACCAACAUACUUGAGAUACCUCCUUUGCUUGUUCAGGUAACAAAGUUCAAAUGUGGAGGAUUUGUUUUGGGGGUAAACAUGAACCAUUGCAUGACUGAUGGUAUAAGUGCGAUGGAAUUUGUGAACUCAUGGGGAGAGACAGCAAGAGGGUUGGACUUGAGCGUUUCACCAUUUCUAGACCGAACAAUACAAGGAGCACGAAACCCUCCCAAAAUAGAGUUUCCACACCACGAGUUUGAUGAAAUUGAAGAUAUAUCAGAUGACAGAAAACUCUACGAGGAAGAGAUCCUCUACAGGUCCUUCAACUUCGACCCAGAUAAGCUUGAACUGCUUAAGAAAAGAGCCACAGAAGAUGGUGUUGUGAAGAAGUGCUCCACUUUUGAAGCACUCACAGCUUUUGUGUGGAGAGCUAGAACUGAAGCAUUGGGGAUGCACCCUAAUCAACAAACGAAGCUACUUUUUGCUGUUGAUGGAAGGUUCAGGUUCGUGCCUCCAACACCAAAGGGGUACUUUGGAAAUGCCAUUGUGUUGUCCAAUGCUAUAUGCAAGGUAGGGGAAUUGCUGGAUAAGCCACUGUCACACACUGUUGGAUUGAUUGGCAAGGCAAUUGACAUGGUCACAGACAGUUACAUGAGAUCCGCUAUUGAUUAUUUUGAAGUCAAAAAAGCAAAGCCUUCGUUAACAGGAAGCCUUGUGAUCACAACAUGGACUAGGAUACCUUUCAACACUGCAGAUUUCGGAUGGGGAAAGCCCUUUUUUUUCGGCCCUGUAACCCUUCCAGGAAAGGAAGUCAUUUUGUUCUUAUCACCCAACAAUGAAGAAACAAAAGGCAUAAACGUGCUACUUGGUUUGCCAUCUUCUGUCAUGAAAACGUUUGAAGCACUGAUGGAGAUCGAUAUGAAUUAA